This is a messenger RNA of Echinococcus granulosus, 888 nucleotides long. RefSeq lists its product as hypothetical. Bases 1 to 888 code for a protein of 295 amino acids. Lineage: Eukaryota; Metazoa; Platyhelminthes; Cestoda; Cyclophyllidea; Taeniidae. The transcript has 5 exons. The record is from RefSeq and is a predicted model, not a curated record.
AUGGAUGAAGCUCUCUCACUUGAUGAGCUGAUGGAGUGCAAUAGUUAUGUGAAAGGACGCUAUUUGUCCUGCCAAAACCACCUUUGCGUUAUACUUUGGGGUUCUUUCCAGAAAGCCAUCUCUGAACUUGCGCGGUUAUACAAAGACAAGCUAGAUAACCGUUGUGACAAUCGAUGUCUUGUUCAAGUUCUCUAUCGAAUCGAAUCCUUCUAUCAGUUAUCCCAAAACGUCUUGAGAUAUGCCAAAAACUUCGGCAUUAACUUGGGUUAUGAUUGUCGCAGACUUUUACUUCGCGAUGCUCUCCUUCUGUCCUCUACUAAUGAUCUCUGUGCGUAUGACGUUUAUGCAGCUGUUUUGCAGCCCUUUAUUACUGACAAUGUGGUAACUUAUGGCCGCAAGCGGAAGAGGGUACAGCGUUGUAGGCGAUGUUUUAAACGGCGCCAACGACUUCCGAUGAAGCGCUGCUGUAUUAUUUCCGCAGGAAGUGAGGGAAGCAUCAACGAGGUUAUACAGCCAUUCCUUAAUCAUUAUGAUUUCUACGCACCAAGUCUGGAUCGCCAUGGCAACUGGGCCGUAUCUAUUAGUGAUAUUCCGUCUGCAGCUCCUCCUGCUUUUAGCAACUGGAGGUCCUUCCUUUCCUCCGAAGCCACUGGUCCUGUCGACGCGGUGGAAUUUAUCAUGCCCCCGGUGGAUGAGCUACCACUAUCUCUCUCUCAAAAUCGGUCUCUAAUAAUUUCUCGAAGGAAGCGCCAUAUGGGUUUUACGGAGGAUUAUCACCCAUACAGUCUCGUCGACUCAAUGUCCAAAUUCUGCUUGCAUUCAAAUGCAAAACUUCAACGUCUUGAAUCUGUGAUUGACACUGACAUCCACAAGGAUCUCUCAAAAUAA